This is a messenger RNA of Scedosporium apiospermum, 1470 nucleotides long. RefSeq lists its product as uncharacterized. NCBI's taxonomy places the organism in Eukaryota, Fungi, Ascomycota, Sordariomycetes, Microascales, Microascaceae. Bases 1 to 1470 code for a protein of 489 amino acids. Gene Ontology annotation, biological process: ubiquitin-dependent protein catabolic process. Gene Ontology annotation, cellular component: cytoplasm. Gene Ontology annotation, molecular function: ubiquitin protein ligase activity. The record is from RefSeq and is a predicted model, not a curated record. The transcript has 2 exons.
AUGGCGGUACUCAAUCGAUUGUUAAUCGAGGCCUCACACAUUGUCGUGAGAGCCGUCGAACUUCACGCCAGGCAAACAGACGCCGCUGGAGUAACUGGAUCCACGGUGGUCCCCACUACCGGAUUUGAGACAUCGACGACAGCCAUCGCGGCUACACCAACCGACGCUCAACCAACCCAGACACCGCCCUCUAAUAACGACUCCAAUGGCGGUGGAAAUGGUAAUAAUGGUGGUGGAGGUGGUACAUCGCCCCUGUUGUUUUUCGUCGCUCUCGGGUUUGGAGUUGUUUUCACGAAUCUCUGGAUAAUUGUUGGUGUGAAGUAUUGCUUCCGCUACAAUGCCCGAAACCGUCAGAUGCGACUCAACGAAGAUGGCGAGCCCGUCGCCCUGGAGAAUAUGCCACGGCCCCAUCGAAGACGGCGGGAAAAGAAGCUAAUGACCAUGGAUGAGGUGAACGAGAAGUUCCCAAUGAUGAAGUACAAGAGUUGGGUUUCUUCGAGAAUAAGGGAAGGAUUGCCGGCUACUGGGGGUGUAACGGCACCCUCCAGCAGAGCGAAUAGUGUUCGGUCUGUUGACGGUGUCAUCCCAUCUAAGGAGCGGGAUUCCGUCGACGAACAAUCCACCCAGAAUGCCUCCAAGAUGAACUCUAGCUCGGACGCACGCCCCGAAGUCUCUCGACCAGAAACCGCUCGGAUCCCUUCGGAGGAGAAGGAUGAUGUACAGAACAAGACCACUGCUACGUCUGCCGCCGCUGCCGGCCAGCCUUCCGAUUCCGCACCCGCUCAAGCCCAUAACGCCACUCCUCACUCCCAUGCCGAUCAUGCUGAUGAUAGCCACGAUGAUGAUGAUGACGAUGACGAACAUAUUCACGAUGCCCUACCUCCGGAGUGCUACGGCACCAGCGGUGAUACUUGUGCCAUCUGCAUUGAUACGCUUGAAGAUGAUGACGACGUUCGCGGCCUCACCUGUGGCCAUGCCUUCCAUGCCGUCUGCGUUGAUCCCUGGCUGACUAGUCGACGUGCCUGCUGCCCUCUCUGCAAGGCGGAUUACUACACUCCCAAACCGCGGCCUCAACAGGCUGAUGGUGCCACCAACCUCCAGGAUAGGAACCGUGGAGGCAACGGCUCUCAAGCCAACCUUCCUGCUACUCCCGAGCGUUCUUGGUACAGCGGCAUGCGUUUCUUCAUUUCUCCAGGCAACAGGCAGAACCGGCCAAGGAGAGAACGAGAAACUCGUCCACGUCCUGCACCACAGGUCCAACCCCAGACCCGACCCGCUCAGCAGGCUGCCGACGCUGCUCCGGUCGAGACCACCGAGCAAUCUGGCAAUGGCGUCUUGUCGUCCUUCCGUUCCCGACUUCCUCGACUGUGGAGGAAUAACGGCGCCAAUGGAAACCCUCCAACGGCCUCGGGGGCUAACACCAUUACUCCAUCCCAUCUUGAAGCUGGUGUGCGGCCUGUUGGCUCUUAG